Messenger RNA from Neurospora crassa OR74A, 2615 nucleotides. RefSeq names its product alanine aminotransferase (gene ala). Lineage: Eukaryota; Fungi; Ascomycota; Sordariomycetes; Sordariales; Sordariaceae. Bases 268 to 1968 code for a protein of 566 amino acids. Gene Ontology annotation, molecular function: pyridoxal phosphate binding; L-alanine:2-oxoglutarate transaminase activity. Gene Ontology annotation, biological process: biosynthetic process. The transcript has 3 exons. The record is from RefSeq and is a predicted model, not a curated record.
AUUCAUAGUGUCUUUGCGUCUGCUGUGUCGAAUGCGGUUUGAAAACCCAACCCAACUGACAUAAACUGGACUCAGCCCUAAAUCACAUCCCGUCCUCUCGGUACUCUCGGAGCGAGUCAGCGCACCAUCAACGACAAGUUCUUCUCCCGUUCACCUUUGACGGCAUCUCCGGGAGUCCUGUCCCCCCCCACCCGGCAGUAUCGAGACCCUCCUCCCCUCAUCCAUCAAUACGUACACUUCAUCAGAAAGAGAUCGACAAUCGCAUCGAUGGCUGCCGGACUGUCAAACGCCCUCAAGACCGCCCGUCACCGGCUGCCGAGCGCGGCCGUGAGAAAUUAUUCAAUCCCUGUUCAGCAGUCGGCGUGGGGUCCGGCGACAUGCGGAGCUUCCGGCCUUGACUCCUCCUCGGGACGCGCUGCCCCGCUGUUCAAGUCUCAUAAUACCCCGCCGGUUAUUCACUCGUUCACUCAGCAAACUCGGUUCCAGUCCUUCACCCAGAUUCGCAAAAUGUCGUCCUCCAACUCCCGCCGUCUCAACAUUGACAACAUCAACCCGCACGUUAGAGCGGCCAAGUACGCUGUGCGCGGUGAGCUUGCCGUCAAGUCCGAGGAGUUCCGGGCCGCCCUCCUCCGUGGAACCUCCGACAUCCCCUUCAGCCAGGUCAUCUCGGCCAACAUCGGCAACCCCCAGCAGCUUGACCAGAAGCCCAUCACCUUUUUCCGCCAGGUCCUCAGUCUCCUCGAGAACCCUCUGCUUCUCGAGCAUGAGGACGUCCUCAUCAACCACCUCGGCUACAAGACUGAUGUCAUUGAGCGCGCCAAGUGGUUCCUCAAGAAUGUUGGCUCCGUAGGAGCUUACAGUGCCAGCAACGGCGCCCCUGCCAUCAGACAGCACAUUGCAGAGUUCCUCGAGAGGCGCGAUGGCUUCCCUGCCAACUGGCAAGACAUCUACCUCUCUGCCGGUGCUUCUUCGGGAGUCAACACCCUCCUGCACAUCAUCUGCGCCGAUGAGAAGAGCGGCAUCCUGGUUCCCAUCCCCCAGUACCCUCUCUACACCGCCUCGCUCUCCAUCCUGAACGCCACCUGCGUUCCCUACCUCCUCGAUGAGUCCAAGAACUGGGGCACCGACAUCAACACCAUCAAGGAGUCGUACCAAAAGGCCAAGGACGCCGGCGUCGACACUCGCGCCAUCGUCAUCAUCAACCCCGGCAACCCCACCGGCGCCUCCCUCUCCGAGGAGGACAUCCGCGCCGUCCUCGAGUUCGCGCGCCAGGAGCGCCUUGUCGUCCUCGCCGACGAAGUCUACCAGACCAACGUCUUCAUCGGCGAGUUCAUCUCGUUCAAGCGCGUGCUCCGCCAGUUGCAGAAGGAGAACCCCGACGGCAAGUACGACUGCGUCGAGCUGGCUUCCCUCCACUCCAUUUCCAAGGGCAUGGUGGGCGAGUGCGGCCACCGCGGUGGCUACUUUGAGCUGGUCAACUUUGAUCCCGAAGUCCAGGCUGAAAUCUACAAGUUCGUCAGCAUCAUGCUCUGCGCGCCUGUCAUUGGCCAGUGCCUGGUCGAGCUGAUGGUCAAUCCGCCCAAGCCCGGCGAGCCCUCCUACGAGCUCUACGAGAAGGAGUACCGCGGCAUCUACGAGGGCAUGAGGGAGCGCGCCAACGCUCUCCACAAGGCGUUUGAGCAGAUGGAGGGCGUCGAGUGCGGUGCUCCCCAGGGUGCCAUGUACCUCUUCCCUACCAUCAACUUGCCCCCCAAGGCCGCCGAGGCCGCCGCCAAGGAGGGCCGUACCCCCGACGAGUUCUACUGCAUGAAGCUCCUCGAGGCUACCGGCGUCUGCGUUGUUCCUGGUUCUGGGUUCGGUCAGAAGGAGGGUAGCUUGCACUUCCGCACUACCUUCCUUGCUCCUGGUACCGAGUGGGUUGGCAGCAUUGUCAAGUUCCACAAGGAGUUCAUGGAUCAAUAUCGUUGAACGGCUCACACCACUGUCAAAGUGUAUUUUGAUUCGAAAACGGUACUUGAUGAAAGGACUCUUUGCGGUUCGUCACGGUGGUGAUGGGUGGGUGUCGAGUGUCCUCGAGAUGGAUGGAUGGUCUGACUAUGACGCUGCGCACAAGGGGGGCGCUCGUUCAUCGGUUCUGCAGCCCCUCAAGUAUCAAAGCUGCCGCGGAAGAACAGGGUGUGACCCUGGAGAUAUCAUCCCUUCUCUCCCUUGUAGAAUGUCACCUGCCCUGUCCGCUCAUCUACCUUAGGGAUAGAUAUGUUGCCCAUCCCAGCGCCGGGACCGGAUAAUGAAGUUGAGGGGAAACAUGGUACGGAAAAAGCGAGCGAAAUCUUGUUUACCAAGCAGAACUCGGAGUAUGAAGGACAAAAAAAGAGCGAUUUGGUUCGGCUUUUGGUUUGGUUUGGUUGGUUGGUUGGUUGGUUAUGGGAUCUUUGAUGAUACCUCAGCGUUUGUACUUUUUGCUAGCCUUUUGCAUUGCACGUAUGUACGUAGCCUUAUCCAGGAUACGAGGGACAUACGAAUACAAAAGUAAAAAAGCCUGGACAAGAAGAAACGGAGUCUUAUGAACACAUGAUGCAAUAUCCGUGACAAUGAGGAGCAAGUCGUUUUGUGUC